Messenger RNA from Filobasidium floriforme, 3217 nucleotides. RefSeq lists its product as uncharacterized. The coding region runs from base 75 to 3155 and encodes 1026 amino acids. NCBI's taxonomy places the organism in Eukaryota, Fungi, Basidiomycota, Tremellomycetes, Filobasidiales, Filobasidiaceae. The record is from RefSeq and is a predicted model, not a curated record. Gene Ontology annotation, molecular function: zinc ion binding; SNARE binding. Gene Ontology annotation, cellular component: COPII vesicle coat; endoplasmic reticulum exit site. Gene Ontology annotation, biological process: intracellular protein transport; COPII-coated vesicle cargo loading; endoplasmic reticulum to Golgi vesicle-mediated transport. The transcript has 14 exons.
CGCCCUCUCUAUAGCUCUCUCUACGGCUUUCUCCAGAACUUCUCUGGAGACUAGUAUCAUUACCACGUCCGACCAUGUCGAAUAGACGUCGUUACGCCGUCGACCCGACCGUCCAGGGUCAACCGGCUCCCGACGCAUUCCACGGGUAUCAGGCUCAACAGCAGUACGACCAGCAUCAGCAGCAGCAACAACAGCACAGUUAUGGGCAGACAUUGCAACAGCAAGCUCCUCCUGCUGAACAUCAAAACGCCUACGGUGUGGCGGAGAGGAAGACCAGAGUUUGGGAUGAUGAUCUCCUACCAGCUCCUCAACCUUUCGUCCCUGCAGGAGACAACAACCAACUCCAAGCUGGGGAGAUCAACCGUUCGGCCACCCACUCGCCUUUACCUCCAGCGAACCAUAUCCCUCAACCUCCUCAUGCGGCCGGUCCUUCCCUCAAGGGACCUAAACCCAGGAUCGACCCUACGCAGGUGCCCAGUCCGAUAGAGGUAGCAGAGAUGGACCAGAACUUGUCGGACAUAGAGGAUUUCCAGAGCUGUAAUACCAGGGGGGUCAUUCCGCUGGCUUCGACGGAUUAUCGUGGGAUCGAUCAAGGCAACUCCCUACCCCGGUACAUUCGCGCUUCCCUGACACAGAUCCCAACAACAGCCUCUCUCCUGGAAACGUCUCAACUACCCCUCGGCCUCAUUAUCAACCCGUUCGCAACCCCGCGGUUCGACGAAGAACCCGUCCCUUUUGUGACGACGUUUAUGGACGUCGCUCGAGCGGAAGGAGAACUGGAUAACGAUCCGAAUGCCGGGGGACCACCGAGGUGUGGGAAGUGUAGGGGGUAUGUGAAUCCGUGGUGUAAAUGGAUCGAUGGGGGGGUCAAGUGGAUGUGUAAUUUGUGUAAUACUGGUAACGCAGUACCGAGCCACUACAUGUCACACCUAGACUCUUACGGAACCCGACUCGACAUCCAAUCCCGCCCCGAACUGACUCACGGCACGGUCGACUAUCCCGUCCCCAAAGCGUAUUGGGCGUCCAACCCGUCCUCUUUGUUGGAGAGCAACGGCCUGUCGACGGUCAGCGGGGACCUGUUGGCUUCCCUCAAUGAAGCCGUGAACAACGCCGCUGAAGCUUCGGGCGCAAAGGACGCUCUGGGCGUAGGGCUAGGCGGAGCUUCUCAUUCGGGGACGGGGAGUAACACCCCUAACCCUUCGGGCCCUUCGUCGGGCAAGGGGGGGAACAAGAAGAAACCCACCUCUUCGUCGGACGAUGAGAAUAUGAGAAGACCCGUCCCGAUCGCGAGGGUCUUUGCGAUUGACGUCUCUUGGAGCGCCGUCAAGGGCGGGGUCGUCAGGGAGGUUUGCCAGGGGAUCAAGGAGGCGCUUUAUGGAAAGGGCAAGGAACAGGCGCUAGAUACCAACGGGGAGGAUGAGGGUGGGGAACAGGAAGAGGAUGCGUGGAGAGUCCCGGAAGGGCGAGUGGGGAUCGUCACGUUCGAUAGGGCAGUACAGUUUUACAACCUCUCGCCCGAGCUCGAGUCGGCGCAGAUGAUGGUCGUGCCAGAUCUGGAGGACAUGUUUGUACCACUACAUCGGGGAUUUUUGGUCGACCCGGUGCAAUCAAGAAAACAAAUCGAAUCGUUGCUGGACCUCAUACCGCGGAUGUAUGCAGAGACGCCUUGUAGCGAGGUUGCGCUCGGCGCCGUUGUCAAGGCUUUAUUGUCGGGAUUGGGCGGAUGUGGAGGACAAGCAUCGUUGUUCUUGUCUUCGCUGCCAAACUACGGACCGGGGACCUUGAAACCGCGAGAGGACCCGUUGAUGUACGGUACCGACAAGGAAAAGACGUUGUUCUCACCAGCGGACGGGUUUUGGCGGAAUACGGCGGAUCAGUUGGCGGAAGCUGGGAUUGGGUGUAAUCUGUGGCUGUUCCCCGAACGGUUCAUCGAUGUUGGAUCGGUCGGUGUUCUCGCGAGUAAUACGGCUGGUAAUGUCUACUUCCAUCCUCGAUUCGAUCCGGGCCGCGAUCGAGAAGCGGUGCACGAAGAAUUACGACGGGUGGUUGGUCAAGAGGUCGUAUACAAUACUGCGCUGAGGGUUCGGUGUUCGAACAACCUACGCGUAUCAUCAUAUGCGGGCAACUAUUAUCAACGGUCUCUGACAGAUCUGGAGUUCGGCACGCUGGACACCUUCCAAUCGUUCGGUGCUACACUCAAGUACGACAACAAGCUAGAAGACAAGCAGAUGUCCUAUGUUCAAGUGGCCGUGCUGUACACGAGCGCGGGGGGCGAGCGACGCGUCCGAGUCCUCAAUUUGAACUUGCCGGUGACAAAUCACAUCGGAAAUGUCUUCCGGUUUGCCGACUUUGACACGAGUGUGGUACUGCUACUGAAAGAGGCCGUAACUCAAGCACUGUCAAAGAAUCUUCCGGACGUCCGAAGAGGCUUGACUGAGAGGUGUGCAUCCAUACUGCACGCUUACCGGAAACACUGUGCAGCUGGACAGAAUUCGGGUCAACUCAUCCUGCCUGAGGUCUUCAAGCUCUUGCCGCUAUUCACGCUUUGCAUGCUCAAAUGUAAAGCUCUGAAAGGUGGUCACGUGGCUUCGGACGUCCGGGCUCUUUACCUACGAACACUGCGGUCUAUGUCGUUGCCGGCAACAGCAGCGUUCUUAUACCCACGGAUGUUCGCUAUACACGACCUGCCGGAGAAAGUCGGGUAUGCUGGUCCCAAUGGCCGACUCGAGCUUCCGACAUAUAUUCGAUGUAGCCAUGGUUGGAUGACGGCGGAUGGCGCCUACAUAUUGACCAAUGGUGAAAUCGCAUUCCUGUGGCUGGGAGCGGCGGUAUCGCCUCAAAUCCUCAACGACCUAUACGGCGUAGAAAACUUGGACGAGAUCGAUACCCGAAUCACCUCGUUACCCAGACUCCCUACCUAUCUCUCGACCCAGGUUCGAAACAUCCUCGCUCAUCACGCCCGGCUGAUGGACCACGAACUCCCCGUGAUCAUCGCCCGUCAAAACAUGGACGGCACCGAAGUCGAAUUCGCCAACAUGCUUAUGGAGGAUUCAAACAAUGACGCUUUGAGCUAUACCGAUUACAUCAUGUCGGUACACAGGACGAUCAACGAAGGCCUGAGUGGAGGAGGAAAAGGUAGUGGGUGGUUCUCUUAGGUCGGCUGUACACUCAAGGGAGGCGCGCAUACGAUCAGAAGCAGCCGACAAUGAGCUUGCAC